Phycomyces blakesleeanus NRRL 1555(-) is the source of this 330-nucleotide messenger RNA. RefSeq lists its product as hypothetical. The record is from RefSeq and is a predicted model, not a curated record. The transcript is spliced from 4 exons. NCBI's taxonomy places the organism in Eukaryota, Fungi, Mucoromycota, Mucoromycetes, Mucorales, Phycomycetaceae. Bases 1 to 330 code for a protein of 109 amino acids.
AUGCUCUACUCUUCCAACAAAGCAGCCUUAAACUCAUUCAGAGAAUUUGAUUUGGGGCAUUUUGCCUCUGAUUCUGUUAUCAAUAAUUCCUCGGGUGCUCUCUAUGGGGCUAAGGUCAGGGCUGUUAGGUGGCUAUUGCAAAACAUGAAUACCAUGUUCUUUCUUGAACAUUCCCCUACCAUUGCUAGUGGAUCAAGUCCUCCCGACCAGUUACACUCUCAGACUAUAACCAGUCCAUCAUUUCCUUGUACCUUAGAGACAAAGUUGUGGGUCACAUCUCAGGAACGUAACACAUACCAGGCACUCGUACACUUCACACUGCUUCAGUGA